AUGCCUCCAGUGCCUGGACGACCGGAGCACCAUCGCCUCGUUUGUUACCAUCAGACCCUGUGUCCGAACCGAGGCGAGUAUGUCUCUGUGCUGCCUCUAGUGAAGAACAACACCGGCGUUACCCACGUCAUCAUCGCAGCUUUUCAUCUGAACGACGACCCGGGCCAUAUCACGCUCAACGAUGAUCCACCUGACCAUGAGAUGUACAACCCGCUGUGGGCGGAGGUGCCCGCGUUGAAACGCAGCGGUGUCAAGGUGAUGGGAAUGCUCGGUGGGGCAGCGCAGGGGUCUUAUAGGUGUCUGGAUGGCGACCAGGAGAAGUUCGAGCGAUACUACCAGCCUCUUCUAGCGAUGGUUCGGCGCCAUCAGCUGGACGGGCUGGAUUUAGAUGUGGAAGAGGAAAUGUCUCUGUCCGGCAUCAUUCGGCUGAUCGACCGAUUGAAGCUGGACUUGGGCGAUGAUUUUAUCAUCACCCUGGCGCCAGUCGCGGCGGCUCUCUUGGGAAUUGGUAACAUUUCUGGGUUCGAUUAUCGGCUGCUCGAGCAGCAACGAGCGUCCAAGAUCAGCUGGUACAAUGCGCAGUUCUACAACGGCUGGGGUCUGGCCGAGGACCCCCGGAUGUAUGCGGCCAUUGUGGCGCAAGGAUGGUCACCUCAACGCGUUGUCUACGGGCUGCUGACGAACCCAGGGAACGGGUCGCAAGGCUACGUCCCACGCGAAAAGAUUGGGCCCAUUCUUGCAGUGUUGGUUGAGCAGUUUCCGGACUUUGGAGGGGUCAUGGGCUGGGAAUACUUCAAUUCCAUGCCUGGUGAGCGGCAGAAUCCAUGGCAAUGGGCGGCAGAGAUGUCGCUUAGUAUGCACAUGAAGGAUGUGCUAGCUGUUGCUGGGCAGAUGCUCAGCGCUGGACCUAUGACCAGCAGUUUGAUGAAUGUUCUUCGAGAUAUGAUGAAUCAACGAUAG
Messenger RNA from Aspergillus udagawae, 960 nucleotides. Its product is annotated as putative class III chitinase. Gene Ontology annotation, cellular component: extracellular region. The transcript has a single exon. NCBI's taxonomy places the organism in Eukaryota, Fungi, Ascomycota, Eurotiomycetes, Eurotiales, Aspergillaceae. The record is from RefSeq and is a predicted model, not a curated record. Gene Ontology annotation, molecular function: chitinase activity. Gene Ontology annotation, biological process: carbohydrate metabolic process. The coding region runs from base 1 to 960 and encodes 319 amino acids.